AUCGAACCCAUUGAAAUCCGGAAUUGAAGCUGUCACCAAAAGCCCUACUAAACGCUUGACGUUCACCUUCCAUUGAACCGACUCUCUCCCACUACAAGCCAACAUGGUGUUCCAGACUCCCAUUCGACGACAGUCUUACAAGAGCCCAUAUGGGCCUAAGUACCACUACCAACCAAACGUCGCGGGAUGGACGUUCAAGCAACUCGGCGGCCUUGGCUUUAAGGCCGGCGCUUUCGGAGGUGUAGCCUUCUUCGCCGUCAUCUACUACGCAUCCGGCAUCCCCAGAGUACAGCGCGAUAUCCUACAAAAGAUCCCCUUCAUUGGCAGUUACUUCAUCAGGGAGAUCCCCGCCUCAGACAACCCCUUCUAAACGGAUCCGGACUGUUGAUUUAACUAGACGUAAAAAAGGGGAGCGCGAUGCCGGCUGGGAUAGAGCGUCUAUGGCGAGCUUCUGUACAAACAUGACACCGAAUAGAUCUCUUUAAACCCUUCAAUGACCUUUUAAAAAAGAAACA
Messenger RNA from Annulohypoxylon truncatum, 515 nucleotides. RefSeq names its product ubiquinol-cytochrome-c reductase complex subunit-domain-containing protein. The transcript has 5 exons. Bases 104 to 370 code for a protein of 88 amino acids. Gene Ontology annotation, biological process: mitochondrial electron transport, ubiquinol to cytochrome c. NCBI's taxonomy places the organism in Eukaryota, Fungi, Ascomycota, Sordariomycetes, Xylariales, Hypoxylaceae. The record is from RefSeq and is a predicted model, not a curated record.